AUGUCUCUAUACGAUGCGCUUUUCCUAUACGGAUUGGCCGUUCGCGAUGCUUAUGAGGAGACAAAAAAUCAGUCAAUAUUUAUGGAUGGAUCAUUUAUAUGGAAGAAGAUGACAGCCCGUCAAUUUAUUGGAGUUACAGGACAAGUAUUGAUGAACAAUAAGGCUAUUCGGGUGCCUAGUUAUGCAACCUAUCACGUUAAAAACGGAACAAUGAGAAUUGUGGUAGAAUUAACUGCGCGACUUGGAGAUAAACACAAAUGUGCAAUGUCAGAAAAUGAUUGUAGCGAGCAUGAAAGAAUGCUUUACGACAUGACCUGGCGCAUUCCUCGAGAGCAAGUUCGGCUACUGGAAGAACGUACAAGGAAGUCUGGCUCUACCUCUGCUCACAGCAAAACUUUGUCUCACGAUAGUUCGUCCCUUCAAGGAAGCAUAGGCUCUAGAGCUAACAGCCGCCUAUCAGCUAAACAAGCUGUAGCUAAUGGGGUUAAGUGCUCCUACAAGAGAUAUGCACAAACACGUUCAGUAACCUUUAAUAAACAUGAUUUGGCUCGUUUGAAGGAGUUGAAAGUUAUGGAAAAUGAAAAUUUGAAUAAGUUCUAUGGAAUUUCUUUCAAUCAACAAAACGAAUUUAUUGUGCUUUGGUUACUCUGCCAGCGAGGGAGUUUGGAAGAUGUUCUGUUCAACGAAGAAUUAAAAAUCAGUCGGAAUUUUCAAGUUUCUUUUGUAAAAGAUGUUGUCAAGGGUCUCUUCUUCCUCCACACUUCAACAAUUAAAUAUCACGGCUUUUUAUGCCUACAAAAUUGCCUCGUCGAUUCCAACUGGAAUAUUAAAUUAACAAAUUUUGUUACUGAAGAGAUUAUUGGGGAUAAAUUGCGGCAUAAUGAAUUAAAAUAUAUAAGUGAAAGUGAAUUGAUGAGGAUGAAAAAAGAAAGGGAGAGAAUUAGAGAGAAGGAAAGGCCAAAAAAAGGUGGAGGUAAUAAUGAAGAUGGAGGGGGAGGAGGAGAUGAUGGAGGUGAAGAAGGAGGUGGGGGUGGUGGAAGAAGAGGAGGAGGAAGAAAACGAGCAGAAAAACGAAGGGAAAAUAACAAUACAGAAUCGGAAAGUAAAGGAAGUGAAGAGGAAGAUUUGGCUAAUGUUAGAAUGAGGGAGAAGAAUACUACUAAAAAAUUUAUUCAACAAGCACCAGAAAUAAUUAGAGAAUUUAUUUCUACAAAACACAUUCCACAAGGGUCGCCUGCUUCCGAUAUGUAUGGACUUGGAAUGGUUCUAUACCAAAUUUUGUUUAAAUUGGAACCCUUUUAUGAACGAAAUUUGCCUCCUUCAAAAAUUCUUCAGAAAAUAGCUCUAGCUAAUGAGGAUGAUCAAAUUAUACGCCCAACAUUUCCAAAUCAACAACAAAUUGCAGCAAAUGAGGAAGCAUAUAAUUUACAAUUGCUUUCGGCAUUAGAAGCUUGUUGGCUAGAAUUACCAGAAAUGCGUCCAAAUAUAAAAAGAAUUAAAGCUAUUGUAAACUCAAAUUUGAAAUCUACCGGAAGCGGGUCUCUAGUAGACCAAAUGAUGAAAAUGAUGGAAGAUUAUACUACUAAUUUGGAAAUAUUAGUUAAAGAACGGACUCAAUUGCUUGAGGAAGCUCAACAACAAGCUGACAGAUUGUUGAAAAAUAUGUUGCCCUCCACAAUUGCCGAUGAUCUCAAGGCAGGUCGAGCAGUCCCUCCCCAACUCUAUCUGAACGCUACCGUCCUUUUCUCUGACAUUCGUGGAUUUACUCGAAUGGCUAGCAAUUCAACACCCCUCCAAGUAGUCAAUUUCCUUAAUGAUUUAUUUUCUGGAUUUGAUUCGAUAAUUGCAAAACAUGAUGCUUAUAAAGUUGAGACGAUUGGGGAUGCUUACAUGAUUGUUUCUGGCGUUCCCCGUGAAAAUGGUAACGCUCACGUUCAACAUAUAGCAGAUAUUGCAUUAAAAAUGCGCUCUUUUGUAGCAAAUUUUAAAGUUGCACACCGACCAGAAGAAAUAAUGAUGGUACGUAUCGGAUUCCAUAGCGGUUCUGUUGCUGCUGGAGUUGUCGGAAUAGCCGCCCCUCGCUAUUGUCUUUUCGGCGACACUGUUAACAUGGCAUCUCGAAUGGAGUCUAGUGGUGUUUCUAAUAAAAUUCAAAUAAGUGAGUCCUCCUGCAAUUUACUUCGAUGUUUCUAUCACCAAUUUAUUGUUGUAGAACGGGGGAAAGUUGAUGUUAAGGGGAAAGGGGAAUGCACUACCUUUUUCUUGGAAGGGAAAGAAGGUCCGUUGAAUAUUCCUGUUGGCCGUAAAAAAUAA
This is a messenger RNA of Meloidogyne enterolobii, 2313 nucleotides long. The record is from the annotation of a GenBank genome assembly. NCBI's taxonomy places the organism in Eukaryota, Metazoa, Nematoda, Chromadorea, Rhabditida, Meloidogynidae.